AUUUCUAGUUUCGCGUUUUGAGGUUAUCGUCCAAACGCGUUUGUAAGGUUAUCUCGUAAAAUAUAAAGAAAAUAAUCUCUGUCAAAGAUAUAAAAAAAAUAACACAAUUUUUGAGUUCAAGAAUUUGUCUUCAUAUUUUAAAUUUGAAUUACUUAAAUUUUUUUAAAAAAUUACUUUUUAGAAAAAUAAAAUCAGCAAUUAUUAGAUCGAAUUUUCAUUUAUCGAGGGUAAUUACAACAAAACUUUCAACUACUCAGAGAAUUAUGUCACGGCCAAAAAUACUUGUCACUCGACCCGAUAUUCCUGCAAUUGGAUUCGAAUUACUUGGAAAAGAAUGUGACUUGAUCGUGGCUGACCAUGCUAAUGAAAUUUCACAAUCUGAAUUGUUGUCAAAAAUUCGCGAUGUCGAUGGACUUUAUUGUUUGUUGUCGGAUAAAAUUGAUGAACAAGUCCUAAAAGCAGCGGGUCCAAAUUUAAAAGUCGUUGCAACCAUGUCCGUUGGCGUUGAUCAUUUAGAUUUAAAAGCCAUGAAGGAGAGAAAUAUUUUAGUUGGAUAUACUCCAGGAAUAUUAACACCAGCAACUGCUGAAUUAACUGUUGCAUUACUGCUCACAACAUCACGAAAUUUAAUCCAUGGUCACAGGGCAAUUUUCCAAAAUGAAUGGAAGGCCUGGGGUCCAACUUGGAUGUUAGGACCGGGUUUAUUAAAUUCAACAGUGGGAAUUGUGGGUUUAGGAAGAAUAGGAGCCGAAAUUGCAGAAAUUCUCAAGGGUUUCAAGGUAUCGAAAAUAUUGUACACAAGUCGUAGGGAAAAACCAGAAGCUGCUAAAUUUGAUGGGAAAUUAGUGAAUUUUGAUACACUUUUAAAGGAAAGUGAUUUUGUCAUAGUCACUAUUGCACUAACACCAGAUACCAAGGAAAUGUUUAAUAAAGAGGCUUUUGAUAAAAUGAAAAAAACGGCAGUUUUUAUAAAUGUUAGUCGAGGACAAGUUGUACAUCAACCCUCAUUAAUAGAGGCAUUGAAAAAUAAACAAAUUUGGGGCGCUGGUUUGGAUGUAACAACUCCUGAGCCAAUUGGCUCUGAUCAUGAAUUACUUAAAUUGGACAAUUGUGUUGUUAUUCCUCAUUUGGGAAGUGCCACAUUUGAAACAAGGAAUAAUAUGGCAACAAUGACAGCGAAUAAUAUUCUUGCUGCACUGAGAGGAAAACCAGAAGAAAUGCCAAAUCGAUUAAUUUUAUAAUUUUUGUUCUAAUACUUAGAAAAAAAUUAUAUUUUUUUAAAAUUUAGUUUUUGUAAAUAUAUCUAAAAAUUUAUACUAUGAAGUUUUUUGUAUAAUAAUAUUCUAGGAUUAAUAUUUUAUAUCUUAUAAAUAAUAUAUAAUAAAUAUUAAAUUUAAAUUCCUUUAA
Molecule: messenger RNA, 1407 nt
Organism: Leptopilina boulardi
Lineage: Eukaryota; Metazoa; Arthropoda; Insecta; Hymenoptera; Figitidae
Product: glyoxylate reductase/hydroxypyruvate reductase
Exons: 5
Coding region: 264-1241 (325 amino acids)
Cellular component (GO): cytosol
Molecular function (GO): NAD binding; glyoxylate reductase (NADPH) activity; hydroxypyruvate reductase [NAD(P)H] activity
Source: RefSeq, a predicted model, not a curated record